AAUCACGCGAAGUAUCGUCUCAAGAUCUCAAUUCCUUUAAACUUUUCUUCUAUUUUCGUGCGAUUGCAGUCAAAAUGUCAACGAGAAGGAGCGCCAGAAUUCGCAAUAUUGACUUGGGCGUCAAUACGAAGCCAGCUCAAUCUGCACCUGCGCCUACUGCCUCACCAAAGAGAAAGCGUAAGGCCCCGGCCGAAGACGAGCAAGAUGAGCCGACAACGAAAGGCAAAAAGGCACCACCGAGAAAGGUAAAAGCGACAACAUCAAAAUCCAAGGUCAAUACUACAGCCGAGAGUGAGAUCCAGAAGGAGACGGUGCCAGUUCCUGAUGAUGUCUUGUCAGUUCUGCCAGCCGAGAUACUCCAACAGAUCCUGGAAAGUGUCAAUGACCCAAAAAGCAUGGUCAAGAUGGCCUGCACCUCUAAGCGAUAUUACGCUAUCGUAAUGGCCAUCAUCCAUAAGCGCAUCUCCGUCUCAACCUCCUUCUGGACGCAUAUUCCCCACGUCAUCCGUCGCAUUGAACCCCAUCUAAGCAUAGCCCAAAAGAAACAGCUCAAGAGAGAGUGUAAGUACAAAGGCCAACAAGAGAAGUUCUCAACUCUUCUCGAUCCAAACGCUGUGCCUCCUUGUGCCAGCAAUGUCAGGCAGAUGAUCAUUGGAGGCAUUGAUCCUGGCAAGAGGCAUAAGCCCUUUGUGUUGAGAUACUUUGAGGAAGUCUUGAAAAACCUUCAUAACUUGGAGGUCUUCGAUGCCGAAGACCUUACUGAGCCAAUGGCGGAGAAUCUUUCUAAAUUGAAGAAUCUCAAAUCUAUACGUCUCCACCCUCACCAACGUACCAUAAAGCCUGAAGCUAUGGCUCCACUCGGCAAACUCGGGAAUCUUGAGCACAUCUCCAUCGAAGAUUUGUCUUGGGACAGGAUCAUUGUCACCGACGAACGACCCUUUCAGAGCAUGCUACUCAACUCCCUAUCAACUCUUCAGAGCCUAGAGGUUCGAACAUCCAUAUAUUACUCUGACUUUCUAGGGGAUUGGGAAGACAAACUUAAAGCUCGUAACCCUGAUGCUUUGGAACAACAGCAUGAUUUCACGGCGCUCAAAUCACUGACGUUACGUGGGAUAAGCUUCGAAGGUAAACACCGUGAAAAUGUGAUGCGGAAUUUCACAAGAGCUUUUGACUUUCUCAAACUCAAGGAACUGACGCUCAUGGGUCUUGAAGUGGGACAGCUCAAGUUCUUCAAAUAUCUCGAAGAUCUGUUUACCAAAGGUGGCAAGGGAAGCAUUCACCUGAGAAAGCUGUCUUUGCAGAUGACAGAGCCUGGUUACAAGUCAAACUACGCCGAGACAGAGGUAUACCUCGAAGGGAUGUAUCGAUUCGUCUCGUCCUUUGACUCGUUGACUAGCUUGGAGAUACAUGAUUACAACUUGUACAACUCGGCAGUGCAGCCUAACCCCGGUCUUUCGAGACGGCUGUUGCAGUCGGUUGUGAAGCAUGCGGGGCUCGAAACACUGCGCUUUCAUUAUCGGCAUUCGGGUAGUGAGGCAUGGGACAUACCAUAUGCCUCAGCUGAGUCCGUGGAAAUCUUGACCAAGAACCUACCUUCACUACGGGUCUUUGAGAUUGCGCCCCAAGAAGAUAACCUUGAUGCUAUGGCCCGCGCUCUAUCACACGCCAAGAACUUGAAAAAUCUACUCUGCCCCAACUUCAAGAGCUAUUACGACGAUCGAGAAAACGCCCACUUGAAUCUAGCUAAAAGCCUCCUUGGGGGAUUUCUGGAAAACGCUAGUAGCUGUGAGAAAUUCGCUUGGGAGGAGCAUUAUAAGCUUAGACGCCUCACCAUGGGCUGGACAGACUUGCGUAUUGGAUCUGGACUUAAGCCGAAGAAGAAUUUUGAAAAGCCUGUUAAGAUCGAGAAGGCCGAUCGUAUGGUGAUGGUACAGAAUCUGCGGCCCAAGAAGUGGGGAGACUCGAAGCAGGUGUAUUACACUGCUGAUAGUCGAUGGGUAGAUCAUAUUACGAGGCCGGAUCGUCGCGAGGGACCGUUGCAGCUUGUGUAUGAUGAUUGAGGAUUGGUUACUGUUCAGUUGUGUUAUGCAACGAAUGGAGUAGGAGGUUGGAUACUACAUGGUUAGUUUGCGAAAUUAGAGUAUAUCAAAUCCAGCUGAAAUUGCUCUAAAUAAUACGUUUUCUCAAGUGG
Messenger RNA from Fusarium verticillioides 7600, 2191 nucleotides. RefSeq lists its product as hypothetical. The record is from RefSeq and is a predicted model, not a curated record. Gene Ontology annotation, molecular function: protein binding. NCBI's taxonomy places the organism in Eukaryota, Fungi, Ascomycota, Sordariomycetes, Hypocreales, Nectriaceae. The transcript is spliced from 4 exons. The coding region runs from base 75 to 2060 and encodes 661 amino acids.